Colletotrichum truncatum is the source of this 882-nucleotide messenger RNA. RefSeq lists its product as uncharacterized. The record is from RefSeq and is a predicted model, not a curated record. Lineage: Eukaryota; Fungi; Ascomycota; Sordariomycetes; Glomerellales; Glomerellaceae.
AUGAAGGUUUCUCUCGUCCUCACUCUCUCCUACCUCAUCACGGCCGCGUGGGCCGGAGGAUACCAGAAUUGCCUCGAGCGUGUCUGGCUCUUCGAGUCCUUCCUCAUCGACCAGAAGAACCCCGUAAGCGAGCAGCAGAUCGGUUACCAGUGCAACAACUGGAGACAGAACAAGUGCGUCGGCACCUGGGUUCCCUGCCGGCCCAGACAGGGCCGGACGCAGUGCAACUUUGACGACUUCCAGCAGUUCCUGGGCAACAUGCGGCCGGGCAUGCCGGCGCAGGCGGCCAACAGGCCCGACGGGUCCCUGGACGCCCAGCGGACGGCCGUGAACUGCAUCUGGGCCUGGAGGGACCAGAACCUGCCGCCGUACAACUUCAAGGGGUACAAGGCGGUCAAGCACGGCCGCAACAACCACAACGACUUCAUCUACCGCAUCGGCCAGAUCAACAACGACAACUACAACAAGCCCGGCGUCAGAGCGGCCGCCGGCGACGCGGCGUUCAGCCGCGUCGACGACACGCUCACCAAGAUCACGCAGGCCCGCGUCGCCGACCACGGCCGCCACCUGAUCCCCGCUGCCCAGGCCGCCCUGCCCGGCGUCACCAUUCGCCAGAAGGACAUGGGCGCGAGCCCGUUCUACCGUGCGACAUGGGUGCCGCCGGCAGGAGUCGACCCGGACACGCCGCGGUUCCAGACGGUCGACUGGGAGGCCACCAUCAACAACUCGCCCAACCCUACCAACACCCGCGCCCAGGUACGCGGCUGGUUGGACACUUACUAUCGCGGGCCCACGGCCAACCGCAACGCGAAGGACCACUGGCAGGUUCUCAGGUCUUACAAGACCAUCAAGGACCGGACGAACCGUUGCCGGAAGCAUUAA